Eleginops maclovinus (Patagonian blennie) is the source of this 2814-nucleotide messenger RNA. RefSeq names its product leucine-rich repeat LGI family, member 2a (gene lgi2a). Gene Ontology annotation, molecular function: protein binding. Gene Ontology annotation, biological process: inhibitory synapse assembly. The record is from RefSeq and is a predicted model, not a curated record. Lineage: Eukaryota; Metazoa; Chordata; Actinopteri; Perciformes; Eleginopidae. The coding region runs from base 16 to 1635 and encodes 539 amino acids. The transcript is spliced from 8 exons.
AGCCCGGCAAGAAAGAUGCUGCCAACUCUCAAGAUCUGGACAUUGUUUUCCGUGUGGCUCUGCUUCCUAUCGCAGCCGGCUCAUUUAAAGAAGGCUUUCCGAUGUCCUUCAACAUGCAGCUGCUCGCGGGAGUCCAUCAUCUGCGUCGGGUCCUCCAAUGUCCCCAGGAUAAGCCCCAACGACGUCAAUUCUCUGAGUAUCGUCAAUGGGACUUUCUCUGAGGUCAAAGAGGCGAUGUUUGCUCACAUGCCAUCCCUGCAGCUACUGCUUCUGAAUUCCAAUUCUCUCACAACUGUACGGGAUGAUGCGUUCGCCGGCCUUUCACAUCUGGAGUAUCUGUUCAUUGAGAGUAAUAAGAUGGAGACUGCAUCCAAAUAUGCCUUCAGAGGACUCAGGGACUUGACUCACUUGUCUUUGGCAAACAACAACAUUCAAGCAUUACCCCGGGACGUGUUCAACGACUUGGACUCACUGAUAGAGCUGGAUCUGCGAGGCAAUGCUUUCGAGUGUGACUGCCGUGCCAAGUGGCUGAUGACGUGGCUGAAGAACACCAACGCCACGGUGUCGGAUGUCGUGUGUGCUGGACCAGAGGACAUGAAGGACAAGCGGCUCAAUGAUAUGACCAGCCUGCACAACGAGUGCAUCUCAACGGAUUUCGUCCUCCAUCAGUCCCUGGCAUCUGAGUCUCUGUCUGUGGACACAUUCAGCUAUAAGAACGACGUAUAUGUGACGAUAGCUGCUCCCAGCGCAGAGAGCUGUAUGGUUUUCCAAUGGGACCACAUAGAAAUGAACUUCAGGACUUAUGAUAACAUCACAGGUCAGUCCAUUGUUGGGUGCAAGUCAGUGGUCAUCCAGGAUCAGGUGUUUGUCAUCGUGGCUCAGCUUUUCGGUGGUUCCCACAUCUACAAGUUUGAUGAGGACCAGAGCAGCUUCAGCAGGUUUCAGGACAUCGAGGUGUCCAAGAUCUCCAAGCCCAAUGACAUUGAGGUGUUCCAGGUGGGCUCUGACUGGUUUUUCGUGAUUGCUGACAGUUCGAAGGCAGGCCUGUCCACCCUCUACAAAUGGAACGAUAAGGGCUUUUAUUCCUACCAGUCGCUGCAUGAGUGGUACCGCGACACAGACGCAGAGUUCCUGGACUUGGACGGGAAGGCGCACCUUAUCUUGGCUAGCCGCUCGCAGGUGCCUGUGAUCUACCAGUGGAGCCGGAGCAACCAGAAGUUUGUCCUGCAGGGCGAGAUUCCUCACAUGGAGGACGUUGUAGCUGUGAAGCACUUCCGGAUCAAGGAUGAACUCUACCUGGCUAUGACGCGUUAUAUUGGUGACUCCAAAAUCCUUCGUUGGGGUACCAAGCAGUUUGCAGAGAUCCAGGCCUUGCCCUCACGAGGCUCCAUGAUCCUCCAGCCCUUUUCAUACAAAGAGCGUUACUACCUGGCUCUGGGAAGCGAUUACACCUUCUCGCAGAUCUACCUGUGGGAUGAUGAGAACAAACUCUUUGACCGCUUCAAGGAGGUGUACAUCCAGGCCCCGCGCUCCUUCACUGUGGUUUCCACCGACCGCAGGGACUUCAUCUUCACCUCGAGCUUCAAAGGAAACACGCAGAUCUUUGAGCACAUCAUCAUUGACUUGAGCUUGUGAGGGGCUUUGUCAUGGCCCCUCCUGCAAUCAAACGUCUUCCACUAAAAAGAUUGGUGGAGGUGGGAAAAAAAGGACUAAAACCCACUUUUUCAUUUUCAAUCCCUUCAUUUGUUUCCGUCCCAAAUAAAAGCUGGGUAAAGUAUCCUUAUCAUUUUCAAGCUUGACGUUUUCUCAAUGGACUUCAGAGACUGAGAGGGGGAGUCGAGAGGGUGGACAAGUGUACAAGGAGACUGGAAUUCUCCUUAAAAUCCAGCUUACAUUCCUAAAGGUGUAAUACUUUCAUAUAAUUUGGAUCUAUUUUCAGUUUAAUAUCCCCUAUCUUAAUGGUUUUAUACCCCUUAUAUACAACAAGACCUACGAGAAGUAUCAUAUUACGAAUUUAGUUGAGUUCUCAUUUAGGGCAUACAAUAGGUGUGGUUGCUUCUCGUGUGCCACUUACCUCAUGCCCUCAUGUGGUGAUUGUUGCCUUAUCAGCUCUGGGGUUCUGUGUCCUGAUUGGCCCACAGUGCCUCCCUCUGGCCGUGAGGAAGUAUCACACCCCUCUGCUUUUUCCAUACAGGGAAUGUCUUGAAAGCACAAACCUUUAAUUAUCGUAGGUGAGACCCCAGCCCUUAGAGUGUAGUUGGUACGAGACAAAUGUUACUGUAGGUGCUAUAGAUUAUAUCGCGUACAGUAAAUAAGUGGUUUGGGAGGGGGAGAAAUAUUCAGGACUGGAUAAAGCUAAGGCUUUAUAUAUAUAUAUAAACUUUUAGACCAGACUAACUAUAGUUGGCACUGAUAGAAGCUCUUUUAGUGUUUCAGGGAUGUCAAAAACCUACAUACAAAUUAAAAAAAUAACCCAAGUUGAUGUACUACUGACAUCAUUUAACUUUUUAUUUUUCAACUAAAACUUUAAAAGGCUCCUCACCGAAGUAGUCAUAGCUCAAAUAUAUUAACAAAAUAAAAAGACAUGAUUUGUUUGUGUACAAAUGAAGGAAACAAUGUGUUUAUGUAAAUAUGUUCACUCUGAGAGGCUUUUUCCGUCUGUCAUUCUCUUCUUACUAAUACUGAAUGUUAACUUACAAGCUACAAAAUGUACAUACAACAUGGACUGCAAUGCCACUACCUGUUUGUCACACAAAAACUGAACAGAACUUUGCACUUACUUAAAAAAAUAAAUAAAAAAAACGUUAAUGCAAC